Messenger RNA from Pteropus alecto (black flying fox), 2285 nucleotides. RefSeq names its product von Willebrand factor A domain containing 2 (gene VWA2). Bases 12 to 2285 code for a protein of 757 amino acids. The record is from RefSeq and is a predicted model, not a curated record. The transcript has 12 exons. Gene Ontology annotation, molecular function: calcium ion binding. NCBI's taxonomy places the organism in Eukaryota, Metazoa, Chordata, Mammalia, Chiroptera, Pteropodidae.
GUCAUCUCAACAUGCCCUCUGUCCUGCUGCUAGAAGCCGUCUGCAUUUUCCUGGUUGCUGGAGUGACCCCAUCCCUCCCUCUUCAGGAAGUCCACGUAAGCAAGGAGACCAUUGGGAAGAUUUCAGCGGCCAGCAAAAUGAUGUGGUGCUCCGCGGCGAUGGAUGUCCUGUUUCUGAUAGACGGCUCUCACAGCAUCGGGAAAGGGAGCUUCGAAAGGGCCAAGCACUUUGCCAUCACGGUCUGUGAUGCUCUGGACGUCAACCCCGAGAGGGUCAGGGUGGGAGCGUUCCAGUUCAGUUCUGUCCCUCGGCUAGAAUUCCCCUUGGAUUCACUGUCAACCCAACAGGAAGUGAAGGCAAAACUCAAGAGGAUGGUUUUCAAAGGAGGGCGCACAGAGACGGGCCUUGCUCUGAAAUACCUUCUGCACAGAGGGUUCCCUGGGGGCAGAAAUGUCUCAGUGCCCCACGUCCUCAUUAUCAUCACCGACGGGAGGUCCCAAGGACAUGUGGCAUUGCCGGCCAAGCAGCUGCAGGAAAGAGGCGUCACUGUGUUUGCCGUGGGGGUCCGCUUUCCCAGGUGGGAGGAGCUGCACACGCUGGCCAGUGAGCCCAGGGAGCAGCACGUGCUGAUGGCUGAGCAGGUGGAGGAUGCCACCAAUGGCUUCUUUAGCACCCUGAGCAGCUCUGCCAUCUGCGCCAGCGCCUCUCCAGACUGCGAGGUCCAGCCUCAUCCCUGUGAGCACAAGACGCUGGAGAUGGUCAGGGAGCUUGCUGGCAACGCCCCGUGCUGGAGAGGAUCGCGGGGGAAUGAUGGCGUGCUGGCGGCCCUCUGUCCCUUCUCCAGCUGGAAGAGAGUGUUCAUGACCCACCCCGCCACCUGCUACAGGACCAUCUGCCCAGGCCCCUGUGACUCACAGCCCUGCCAGAAUGGAGGCACAUGUGUUCCAGAAGGACCAGACAGCUACCACUGCCUCUGCCUGCCAGCCUUCAGAGGGCAGGCUGACUGCGCCCCGACGCUGAGCCUGGAAUGCAGAGCCGACGUCCUCUUCCUGCUGGCCAGCUCAGCGGGCAUGACGCCGGAGGGCUUCCUGCGGGCCAAGGCCUUCGUGAGGAGCUUUGUCCAGGCCUCGCUGGACGAGGACUCUUGGGCCCGUGUGGGUGUGGCCUGGUACAGCAGGGAGCUGGAGUUGGCGGUGCCCGUGGGUGAGUACCAGGACGUGCCAGACCUGGUCCGGAGCCUCGAGGCCAUCCCCUUCAGCGGAGGCGCCACCCUCACGGGCAGUGCCCUGCGGCAGGUGGCAGAGCGCGGCUUCGGGAGCGCCGCCUGGACAGGCCAGGACCGUCCACGCAGAGUGGUGGUUCUGCUCACUGAGUCACGCACCCAGGACGAGGUGGCCGGCCCAGCGCAUCAUGCCAGGGCCCGAGGGCUGCUGCUGCUGGGCGUGGGCAGCGAGGCCGUGCGGGCGGAGCUGGAGGAGAUCACGGGCAGCCCGGAGCACGUCAUGGUCUACGCCGACCCACAGGACCUGGUCAGCCAAGUCCCAGAGCUGCAGGGGAAGCUGUGCAGCCGGCCACGGCCAGGCUGCCAGGCACCGUCGCUGGACCUGGUCUUCGUGUUGGAUGCCUCAGCCUCCGUGGGGCCCGAGAACUUCGUCCAGAUGCAGGGCUUCGUGAGGAGCUGCACGCUCCAGUUUGAUGUGAAUCCCGAUGUGACCCAGAUCGGCCUGGUGGUAUAUGGCAGCCAGGUCCAGACGGCCUUCAGGCUGGACACCCACGUCACCCGCGCUGCAGUGCUUCGGGCCAUGAGCCAGGCCCCCUACCUGGGCGGGGUGGGGUCAGCAGGCACAGCCUUGCUGCACAUCUAUGACAAGGUGAUGACUGUCCAGAGGGGCGCCCGGCCUGGUGUCCCCAAGGCUGUGGUGGUGCUCACAGGUGGGAGGGGGGCGGAGGAUGCAGUUGUCCCUAUCCAGAAGCUGAGGGACGAUGGCAUCUCUGUCCUGAUCGUGGGCGUGGGGCCGGUCUUGGGGGAGGCACUGCGGAGGUUGGCAGGUCCCCGGGACACUCUGAUCCACGUGGCAGCCUACGCAGACCUGAGGUUCCACCGGGACGCACUCAUGGAGUGGCUGUGUGGAGAAGCCAAGCGGCCGGUCAACCUCUGCAAACCCAGCCCGUGCAUGAACGAGGGCUCCUGUGUCCUGCGGAACGGGAGCUACCGCUGCGCGUGCCAGCAAGGCUGGGAGGGCCCGCACUGCGAGACCCGUAAGUGGGGCUGGCUCUGCGUGUGA